AUGGGAAAUAAACUGAGCAGUAGAAGACCUCUGGUGGCCGGUAUCAGACAAGGAUUAGAUUAUAAACGAGAUAAAGCAAGCUGGAAGAGGAUACCCAAUGUCCUAACGUACGAUGAAGAAGAACAAAAAUUGAAGCAAACAACUAAAGUUUUACUGGGAAAUUGCCGUACGAAAUCCGGCGCUACCAAAGAAGACUUCGAAAUGUUACGAUCUAGACAAAUUCCGUCCACCAAAUCUGGACUAUGCCUCAUGGAAUGUUUAUUCGAAGGUGCCAGAAUCGUAGACGAUGGAAAAUUCAACAAAGACGGUAUGAUAACCGCCUUAACACCAGCGAUGAAAGGAGACGCGUCCAAAUUACAAAAACUCAAUGAAUUGGGAAAAACUUGCGAGAGUCAAAUAAACAGUAAAAAAUUGGAAAAAUGCCAAACUGGUAAAAAAAUCCUCGAGUGUCUCGCUAAGAAUGGAAAUAAAUAUGGUUUAGAGAUUCAGCAUAACAAAAAUUGAGUUUUAAAAUGUAC
Molecule: messenger RNA, 518 nt
Organism: Diorhabda sublineata
Lineage: Eukaryota; Metazoa; Arthropoda; Insecta; Coleoptera; Chrysomelidae
Product: general odorant-binding protein 19d-like
Exons: 3
Coding region: 1-504 (167 amino acids)
Biological process (GO): sensory perception of smell
Molecular function (GO): odorant binding
Source: RefSeq, a predicted model, not a curated record